AUGAGUGCAGUCACCUCAAUAGCCAACGUACAUACAAAAUGCAACCUCGCCCAAAGCAUUCAAAACGUUAUCCACUCAACCGUCAAAUCCAUCAAACUCAUGUGGGUUCCAUCUUACAUUGGCAUCCCUGGCAAUGAACUCGCCGACGAACUGGCGAUGAAAGCGGCUAGUUCCCCGGACACUAAAAUAUACCCGCAUGUAACAUACGACGAUGCAAUCCGAGCCCUCAAAUCGAAAUUUUAUAGUCUCAGGCAGAAUCAAUGGCAAAAUCAAACCAAUCAAAACAAUAAAUUUAGACAAAUAAAACCAUCAACUAUAAAAUGGCCGGACCCACCUGUCAAGCUUACACGACAUGAAGAGACCAUGGUUACCAGAGUACGUAUUGGACAUACUAGAAUCACACACUCCUACCUUAUGCGUAAGGAGCUCAAACCCAUGUGCGAAACAUGCUACAGUGAACUCACCGUUCAUCACAUAUUCUUAGAAUGUCCCAUUUACCAAAACGCCAGAACAAAAGCGAACAUAAACACCACCUCACUAAAAGACGCACUCGGACCAGGACAAGAAAAAAACAUUACAAACUUCAUCAAGAUGGCCGACCUCACCACGAACAUAUAA
Messenger RNA from Macrosiphum euphorbiae (potato aphid), 618 nucleotides. Lineage: Eukaryota; Metazoa; Arthropoda; Insecta; Hemiptera; Aphididae. The record is from the annotation of a GenBank genome assembly.